GCAGCAGGUCCGGUCCCCGCGGCCCGCGCACGGGGGAGCGGAGGGCGCGCUCCCGGCAGUUCCCCGCGCGGUGCCCGCCCUCAUCCUCCUCCAGUCUCCCUCCCUUCGCCGACUGCGGCCCCCGGCUCCGCCAUGGGGAAUGUGCCAUCCGCGGUGAAGCACUGCCUCAGCUACCAGCAGCUUCUCCGGGAGCAUCUCUGGAUCGGGGACACGGCGGCAGGGGCGCUCGACCCCGCGCAGGAAUCAACCCGGUUAUCUGGACUCCCUGAGUAUGUUAAAAUAGUAGAAGUUGGACCUAGGGAUGGAUUGCAGAAUGAAAAGGUUAUAGUUCCUACAGAUAUAAAAAUUGAAUUUAUCAAUCAACUUUCCCAAACUGGCUUGUCUGUAAUAGAAGUGACUAGCUUUGUGUCUUCCAGAUGGGUACCACAGAUGGCUGAUCACACUGAAGUGAUGAAAGGCAUUCGUCAGUAUCCAGGAGUUCGAUAUCCUGUCCUUACACCCAAUCUUCAGGGGUUUCAUCGUGCUGUUGCUGCUGGAGCCACUGAGAUAUCAGUUUUUGGUGCUGCAUCUGAAUCGUUUAGCAAGAAGAAUAUUAACUGUUCCAUUGAAGAGAGCAUGGGAAAAUUUGAGGAAGUUGUUAAGUCUGCAAGGCACAUGAAUAUUCCAGCACGAGGGUAUGUGUCUUGUGCCCUGGGCUGUCCAUAUGAAGGAAGCAUUACACCACAAAAAGUGACAGAAGUAUCCAAGAGAUUAUAUGGCAUGGGCUGUUAUGAGAUCUCUCUGGGAGACACGAUUGGAGUGGGAACUCCAGGGAGCAUGAAAAAAUUGUUGGAAAGUGUUAUGAAAGAACUCCCACCAGGGGCUCUUGCCGUUCACUGUCAUGACACAUAUGGACAAGCCUUAGCAAAUAUUCUUACGGCUCUUCAGAUGGGAAUUAACGUGGUGGACUCUGCAGUAUCCGGAUUAGGUGGCUGCCCUUAUGCAAAAGGUGCUUCUGGGAAUGUAGCCACUGAGGAUUUGAUAUAUAUGCUUAAUGGCCUGGGGCUCAAUACAGGUGUGAAUCUUUACAAAGUGAUGGAAGCCGGUGACUAUAUUUGCAAAGCUGUGAAUAAAACCACGAACUCUAAAGUAGCACGAGCCUCCUUCAGUGUUUGACUUGGAUGGAUUUAUGACUUAAGGUUGAGAAGAUCAAUUUCAGCUACAUAUACGUGCUCACCUAAAAAUCAUUAAUGUCAACUUGUUCUGAAAUGUGAAGUAAUAGACAGGAGGGGGGCAAGAGAUACUCUUUAAAAAGAUUAUAACUGAAUAGAUUAUGGAGUGUACAGAAAGCAAUCCCCGCUUACCUUGCAGGAUAGAUAAUGAAGCUUGCAGUGAUACUUUUUAACUUGGAAAAAGAGUCUCUUUUGCUCUCAUAGAAAUAACUUUUUAAUUUGGUAGACAGGAAAAUUGACUUCAGAUUUUGCUAAGUAUCAAAUACUGUGUUAAUACUUAAUCAAGCAGGCUUAGCACAGUGUACAUAUUGUCAGUAGUUUACGAGCUCCUGCAGAGUGUGUGGCCUCAAUAUUAUGUGUUAUGCCUCUGGAUCUCAACUUUUCAUUUGCCAAGUCAGUUAAGUUAUAGACCAAGAGCCAAAUCUCCAUCUGACCCUACAUAAUUUUUAGCAAUACAACUUUUAUAUUUCAAGUAUGGCUAACAUCUGUUAACUAUUUCAAUGACUUUGUCUUGUUCCAAGAGGCUAUGGUCAAUGGCAAGAUGCCAUAUCCUGGAAACACAUUACGACCUCCCAUGUUUGUUCCAUGCAUCCAGUUUACCAUACUUUACCUUUCAUCAGCUAUAGCAAGAACCAGCAGGGUGUUACUUAACUGUUGAGAAAUUAUAAUGCAUAACUUUUGUCCUGAUGUCUAAAUUGCAGUGAUGGGAACAUGUAUCAUAAUCUGCUAUUUAAUAAUCUAUUAAUUUUUAGAUUACUUCCACAUUGCCUAAGGAAAUGCCAUUGUGAUCCUAAGAAUAUUAAGAUAGUUUUUAAUUCAUGAAAUAGCUGUUUUCCAUGAUUCAUGGUGCUUUGAUUAUAUCACAUUAUUUUGGUUGAUUUUUUUAAUGGUUAUUUUUGAAGGUGAAGUGACUGAAAUUUUUUCUAUUGUACUAGAAAGCAUUGCCAGAUAUAGCAAAAAUUAAUAUGUCAAAGAUUGAGAUGAGCAGGAGAACCAUGUCAAGAAAAAAUAUUUCUGUAACCUAUGCAAAUCAUAUGGGGGCCUGAAAUGUCAGUUCUAUUAUUUAUAUAGAAUUCUCCAGUAAGACUAGGUGAUAUUAUCUUUGAAUAAAUUUGAAUAUAAAUUGAAAAGUGAAAGUGAGUAUUGUGGACUUUCUAGUAAAUACUCAUUAAAAAUCAUUGAAAUAAAAAGAAAUAUUAAAAAGUAA
Lemur catta (Ring-tailed lemur) is the source of this 2418-nucleotide messenger RNA. RefSeq names its product 3-hydroxymethyl-3-methylglutaryl-CoA lyase like 1 (gene HMGCLL1). Bases 133 to 1155 code for a protein of 340 amino acids. Gene Ontology annotation, cellular component: endoplasmic reticulum; cytosol. Gene Ontology annotation, molecular function: hydroxymethylglutaryl-CoA lyase activity. NCBI's taxonomy places the organism in Eukaryota, Metazoa, Chordata, Mammalia, Primates, Lemuridae. The transcript is spliced from 9 exons. The record is from RefSeq and is a predicted model, not a curated record. Gene Ontology annotation, biological process: ketone body biosynthetic process; L-leucine catabolic process.